Molecule: messenger RNA, 3177 nt
Organism: Photinus pyralis (common eastern firefly)
Lineage: Eukaryota; Metazoa; Arthropoda; Insecta; Coleoptera; Lampyridae
Gene: fws
Product: conserved oligomeric Golgi complex subunit 5
Exons: 13
Coding region: 197-2443 (748 amino acids)
Biological process (GO): intra-Golgi vesicle-mediated transport
Cellular component (GO): COG complex
Source: RefSeq, a predicted model, not a curated record
GUGUGAAAAGUUGCAACAUUGCAACUUUGACGUUUCUUUCGCAUGCGUAUUGUAGAGAGCCCACGUCGAUAGGAUCAGCUGAUCGAGGGCGAAACCUUUCAUUCCCUUUAUACACAUCCAUUCGGACAGCCGAAAGAAAAUUAUCACUUACAAAUUUUGCACAAGAUUCAUCAUUUCUGAGUUGCAGAUUUACGAAAUGACAACAAAAUUAGAUAUUGUGAAUAUAAUAGAAAAUGAUGAUGUGCUAAACUUGUUUUUGCACCCAAAACCCAAAAGUGAAUUAUUGAAGAGUCUAACAAUUGCGGAACAAGUCGCAAAAUUGAGCAAUGGAAUUGACAUAAUCACUAAAGAAUUACAGAAACAGGUCUUGUCUCGACAUGAUGAUCUCAUUCGUCAGGCUACCCACGCAAAUAACUUGGAGAUCAUUUUAAGCAAUAUGAACGUGCAUAUGCAGAAUUUAUUAACAAAUGCGGAACGUCUAAAGAUUCAAAUCGUUUCCCCUUUUAAGGCAUUGCACAUGCAUACUACUGUGCUAUCGCGUCUACAUCUAGCUAGCCAUAUAUUGAGGCAAGUGAAUCGUAUUCAGCAAUCUAGUAGACGCCUCUGUAAUAUUGCGGAUCCUAUACAGAAAGCAACAAUUUUGCAGGAACUGGAGCAACUAACGGCCGAUCCACUACUAAUGGACAUUGAUGCUGUUAUAUCAGAAUUACGAAAUAUUAGAGCACAGCAACAGAAUGUUGUUAAAAUUGCCAAAACAUCGUUAAAUCAAGGUAUAAUUAAUGGUAAUGUUACACAAACCACAAGUGCUUUACAGAUUUUUAUUAACUUAGGAACUAUUCAAUCGGCCAUGGAGAGUUUUAUAGACGUCUGUUUGGACGAGUGUAAGGAAUGCUUAAAAUUGACAUUGGGUGGGAAAGUGGGAAUGUCAACAGACAUAUCGAAAAAACAGAUUGGCCCCGGUCGAGCCAACAUGUCUUCAUCCCAAGGUUUCAAAAGUAGAAUAUGGACAGAUUUAGAAAAAACAUUCUCCGAUGAGAUUUACCUACAGUGCAAACAGAUGAAAUUUUUACAAGAAAGGCUCGACUGCUUGAAUUUGUAUGACGGUCACACUGUAGCAUCAACUUUUUGGGAUCGAUUAUGUAAUUAUAUCAUUGAAGAGAUGAAUAAUUCAGGAGCUGCCGUACGGCAGUUGCUAGAAGUGGAUUAUCCGAAACUGUUGAAAUUGUACAAUGAUAUGAUAUUAAAACUCAACUACAAUCAUUUCGGCUUUAAAAAGAAUAUCCUGGGAAAGUGGGAAAAUGGUUACCUAUCGAACACAUUAAAUAAACUUCUCGAUGCGACACAAUCCAUGUUUACUCAAGAAAAUUCGGUACCUUCGCACGACCAAAUUGACUUGCUGAUACGUAACAUUACAAAUGACUUGAGUGUUGCAUUGGUUGAAGAAUGCCUAAAUGAGAAGAUAGGAAAAAAUGUAGCAAAGUGUAUUCGCAUGUUCGCUGUCAAAACAGAACAACAACUUAUUACAGGAUCAGAUGCUAUACAAGUUAUUGGUGGUACGCCCAGUAGCUCACAGUUGCGCAACAUUGAACGAGCAAACGCAAUGUACUAUCUCCGUGUCCAAGUAGAGAGAUUGGUAAUUAAUAUGAAAGAAAGUUUAUCUUUGAAUACUAUAGCAAUUAUCAGCGAAAGUUUAUCAAGCUUAGAUAACUUAACUGCAGGAAUUAUACAACCAUUAACAGAAUCAAUUAAUGCUACAAUUGAAACCAUUAUAAUCACUCUACAUUUGGAACAAGAUUGGGUUAAGUUGCAAUCGCCUGCUACAAGAAGUAAUAUACCCUGCAGUCCAUAUAUGCGCGAAUUAACACAAUUCAUCUUCAGAGUCAAUAGCACUUAUUUGAAUUUGUUUGAGAACAAGGAUGUGUUAGCCUUAAAGUGCAAUGAUAUUGUGCUACGUUGCAUUGAUUUACUUGUGCGUCAUACGUCUUUACUUCGUCCAAUUUCCCACGGUGGACGAAUGCGUCUACAAGUGGAUUACAUUCAUUUGGAGAAUGCGUUAAAGGUAUUAUAUCCAUAUUUAGCAGAUAUGGGUCGACCAUACAGGUUACUUAAGUCAAUGGCCACCCUUAUAACUUUGACACCUGCUGAAAUAAUAAAAAAACAAAUCUCAGGAAGUUCUGUACCUCACAGUACAGUACUACUACUUCUUUUUUCUUUUGCUGGAAAUGAUUUGGCCAGUCCACAUCAAAAUGCUGCGUGGAGUCUUUCCCAAUUGUCAUCUUGGCUUGACGAGCACUUGGCAGAAUCUGACCGCUUGGAUUUAAUAGCAGGGGCACUUCAAAGAUAUGAAAAUGAUAUAAGGUUAAAAAAUUUACGCACAUAUGAUCCGGUAUACCCCAUUAUAAAGGAAUUAUUUGAGCAUGCUAUUACAGAACGUAGUUCGUAAAUAUUAUACAAAUGUCAAAUACUUACACUGUCAAACUGAAUAAUUUUUUCCCUCUGUAGUUAAAUAAUUGGGCUCGUUCAUAAGACACAACAGUUACCGAUAUCACAGAUACAUAUUGUAUGUGUAUAUAUCUGUGCCGAUAUGCUACGAGGUACCUUUUGACAUUUGUAGCGCUCUUAGACUAUAUAGUAGGUACAUGGACUGCUAAUUGCAACUAAAAUACGGUCAAGGACAUCGCCUGGGUAUUUGAGUUUCAGGGUAAACGAGUCUGUCCAAAAUUGUCCAAUGAGACACGAUUUGAGACUGUCAAUCUAUAAAUUAACAACGUCAAUUAAUUAAUCGUCUAGAUAUUGCAAAAAAUGCAAAUCCAUUCUUAUUUGUGGACCUGAGAUUCACAUACCCACGACUACACAGUGCCCUCUAUCCGUAACCACCCAUUUUGAAUUGAAAGCAUAGGACUAAUAGCGGUUGAUGUACUAUAUGGUCCAAGGUAGCACUACCAAAAAUGGCCAACUGCUCUGUAAAGUGCGUAAAAGUCUCGGUAAAAGUAGAAUUAUAAGACGUAUCGUUAACUGUUCCACAACAGUUGUCUUAUGAACGCACCCAUUUUAGGUGCUAGGUGAUUAUAGUGAUUGUACUCUUCACUGUAAGGAAGGAAUUUGAUCAGUAUUAAGCGUGUUUGUAACUCGGAGCAAGAAAUAAAGAUAUGGAGGCCUGCGCUAUAAUAACGCGAA